This is a messenger RNA of Plasmodium coatneyi, 1728 nucleotides long. Its product is annotated as PLP-dependent aminotransferase. The transcript is spliced from 5 exons. Gene Ontology annotation, biological process: conversion of seryl-tRNAsec to selenocys-tRNAsec; selenocysteine incorporation. Lineage: Eukaryota; Apicomplexa; Aconoidasida; Haemosporida; Plasmodiidae. The record is from RefSeq and is a predicted model, not a curated record. Gene Ontology annotation, molecular function: tRNA binding; O-phosphoseryl-tRNA(Sec) selenium transferase activity. The coding region runs from base 1 to 1728 and encodes 575 amino acids.
AUGAACACACCAGGUCUGGACGUGCGCAAUGGCAAGGCCGUCCAAGGGGACAUAUGGAGGAAUAGGUAUUCCCUAAUAUCUAAGCAGACCCUUAACCAGAAGGAAAAUACGCUAUGGAACAUCCUAAAUCACGGCCGUGUCCCUAAUGAGGGUCUAAACGAAAUAACCAUCAUGAACAUGUUGCACCAGAUAUCUUCUCAAAAUUUAUGCAACAGCGAGAAGAACGUCAAAAUCGGGGAGCGGGAGAAUCGCAUAUACAGCGCGCUCGUUCGGAACAAGUACAUCGGAUUUGGGCACGGCAUCGGCAGGUCAGGGAACUUGGACGACGUGCAGCCCAAGAGCGCGGGGAACAGUAUCCUGGCCAAGGCCACGACUAGCUUUGUAAAGGAUCUGAUCAAAAGCUUUGGAAUAAAGGGCUGCGAAGAUGUGUACAUACUGCCGUACGCUACAGGGAUGUGUUUAAGUACCUGCCUGCUGUACACAAAAAAGGAAAGAGAAAAAAGUGAAUACGUAAUAAUCUCCAGAAUAGAUCAUAAGACCUGCUACAAGUGCAUCGAUUUUUGUGCCUUGAAAUAUUUAGUAGUGGACAUGGUCUACAGAGAUGAAGAAUUAUUUACAAACCUAGACGAAAUAGAAAAACUGAUACAAACAUAUGGUGAAAAAAUCUGUUGUGUAAUGUCAGUGACAUCUAGUUAUGCCCCAAGGAAUUCAGAUGAUGUUGUAAAAAUUGCUCAUAUUUGCAAGAAGUAUAAUGUUCCACACAUAAUUAAUAAUGCCUUUGGAUUACAAUGCAAUUAUUUGUGUAAAGAAAUACAGAAGUGUUUCGAAUCGAAGGGGCGGGUGGACUUUGUGGUUCAGAGUUGUGAUAAGAAUUUCCUCGUGCCAGUUAACGGCGGGAUCGUAUUCAGCUCCGAUAAGAAAAAAAUGAAAGAAUUGAAAAAGCACUACCCUGGUAGAACACCUGUGCAUGCAUAUUUAGAUCUUUUCAUCACAUUACUAGAAUUAGGGAAAAAAAAAAUUCUAAAUCUAAGAAAAGAAAGAGAGGAAAAUUUUUCCUGGUUGCAGGGGAAGGUUUCAACACUCUGCUCAAAGUACAAUUUAAGUUUAAUCAAAGCUAGCAAAAAUAAAAUAUCCAUGGCGAUUAAUUUAAACGAACUUUACAAUAUUUGCCAUAUGGCAAACCCGAAGAGUAUUACCUUACUAGGUUCUCUACUUUUUUACAGAAAUGUUACCGGGCAUAGGGUUAUAUGCUCCCCGCUGUUGAUACGAAAUGGGGGAGUGGCACAGAGGGGGGACCAGGAAAUGCAGACUAAUGUAGAUCCUGCUUUACCCGUUCACCACACAGAAGUGGAUCCCAUUAGGGUUGACACUUCUGAGCAAGGUAAACACACCGAUGGGGAGUUUUCAUCCAAUCGUGGAAAGAACAGCGAAGAUGCAGGUCUGAUCCGUUCGUCAGAAAACUGCAAUAACGGGAAUGUAAAGGGAGAAGGGUGCCAAGCAAAUCUGGUAAAAAAGGAAAAUAUUAAUAAUGGAGCGAUUCAUGGAAAAACCCUAACCAUCGGGAACCACACAUUUGAGCACUUUGGGUGCAGCUACGAUUUGUAUCCCUUUUCUUACAUUGCCUUCUCCUGCGUCAUUGGAAUUGAGCGGGCGGAGCUGCAAAGCUUCCUGACCAAGUUGGACGACGCGAUUGGAUGUUUCAUCCGCAGGUUCGGGCGGCGCAACUAG